AUGUCUGCCAAACCAGGCAGAGGCAUGUUCGAGGAGCACGAGAACGUCCCCCGAACCCAAUUUCGUGCCUCGGCGCACCUUUGCCAUGACGAGCUGCGCAAACAGGGUCACAGAUUUGCGGUCGAUCAUGAGAUUGGCGAUGAGACUGAUAUCCGCGCUUUCGAGCUGGGCGCCGUGCUUGCUCAAAGUCCCGAACAGUAUGACCGCGUACCAGGACUGACGAGCCAGGAAAAGGAGAUUCUGCAUCAUGAGUUUGCGCAUCGUUGGUCGCAGCCAUGGAAAAUGUAUGUGGUCAUUGCGCUGUGCUCACUAUCUGCGGCCGUUCAGGGAAUGGAUGAAACUGUAGUGAACGGUGCCCAGAUCUGGUACAAACACCAAUUCGGUAUCGCUGGCGAAGACUCGAGAAGCGCCUGGCUGGUGGGUCUAGUCAACGCAGCGCCAUAUCUCUGCUGCGCCCUCGUGGGGUGCUGGCUCACAGUGCCAUUCAAUCACUGGUUCGGACGUCGAGGGACAAUCUUCAUAACAUGCUGCUUCUCCGCCAUUGCUUGUCUCUGGCAGGGCUUUGUCUCGACAUGGUGGGGAAUGUUCAUCGCGCGCUUCGCGUUGGGGUUUGGCAUCGGUCCGAAAUCAGCGACUGUCCCCGUGUACGCUGCUGAAACAGCCCCACCAGCUAUUCGAGGUGCUCUGGUUAUGCAGUGGCAGAUGUGGACGGCCUUCGGAAUCAUGCUAGGGUAUGCCGCGGACCUGAUCUUCUACAAGGUCUCCGAUACCCCGAGCAUCGUUGGCCUCAAUUGGCGUCUCAUGAUGGCUUCAGCCAUGUUCCCGGCUCUGGUGGUCUGCUGCUUCGUCUUUACCUGUCCGGAGUCGCCCCGUUGGUAUAUGAGUAAGAAGCAAUAUUUUCGCGCUUAUCAGUCCAUUUGUACCUUGCGUCACCAUAAGAUCCAAGCGGCGCGUGACUUGUACUACAUGCAUGUUCUUCUCGAAGCCGAAUCGGGCAUGGUCCUCGGUCAAAAUAAGUUACUGGAGCUCAUCACUGUUCCGCGCAACCGUCGUGCGAUGAUCGCCUCGGAAUUGGUGAUGUUCAUGCAGCAAUUCUGCGGUGUCAACGUGAUCGCGUACUACUCGAGCGAAAUAUUCCUGGAAGCAAACUUCUCACCAGCCUCAGCCCUUGCCGCAUCCCUCGGCUGGGGCGUAAUAAAUUGGCUCUUCGCGAUGCCCGCAAUCUACACAAUCGACACCUUCGGCCGCCGCAACCUCCUCCUAUCCACGUUCCCUUUAAUGUCCAUAGCAAUGUUUUUUACCGGCUUCUCCUUUUGGAUCCCAGAAACUCGCCACGCCGCCCGAACAGGCUGCAUAGCCCUAGGAACCUAUCUCUUUGGCAUAGUCUAUUCUCCAGGCGGAGGCCCGGUCCCUUUUACCUACUCCGCAGAGGCUUACCCUCUCUAUGUCCGCUCCUACGGAAUGGCACUCGCGACGGCGACAACCUGGUUCUUCAAUUUCGUUCUCGGCGUGACUUGGCCAUCUCUGCGUAAUGCGUUUACUGCGCAGGGUGGAUUUGCGUGGUACGCCGGCUGGAAUAUCAUUGGAUGGUGGCUUGUUUUGUUCUUUAUGCCUGAGACUAAGAAUAAGACUCUUGAGGAGUUGGAUCAAGUUUUCUCUGUGCCGACUCGUUUUCAUGCGAGAUACGGGUUGAGACAGAUCCCUUAUUUUUUGAAGAGAUAUAUUCUGCGGAGAAAUGUGAGUCCGGAGAUCUUGUACGAGAAGGAAGACAUGGGGACGAGCCCGGAGUUUCCCAAUGCGUGA
Penicillium maclennaniae is the source of this 1803-nucleotide messenger RNA. RefSeq lists its product as uncharacterized. Gene Ontology annotation, molecular function: myo-inositol:proton symporter activity. NCBI's taxonomy places the organism in Eukaryota, Fungi, Ascomycota, Eurotiomycetes, Eurotiales, Aspergillaceae. The record is from RefSeq and is a predicted model, not a curated record. The transcript has 4 exons. Gene Ontology annotation, biological process: transmembrane transport. The coding region runs from base 1 to 1803 and encodes 600 amino acids. Gene Ontology annotation, cellular component: membrane.